UUCUGUGUGAUUGAUUAUUGUUUUCCGUUGUUUUAUUGAACUUUUUGCAUUACACUACAUUAAUUUAAUUGAACAAGCAUUCCUGGGGGUGGGGGAGCUAAAGCAAGAAAUAAAGAACAAAUAAAGAUUAUGGAUUGGCUCAGUUGUAAAAGUUAACCCUUUGUGCGGGGGCAAGAGGGUUUGUUCAGAUGGUAAGCGUCCUCUUAUCUCCAAGCCGAAGGUUAUGGGUUCGAGUAAUCAAGGGAGCUCUGGAGGAAGGGGUAAAUAAUAAUUAAAAAAAAAAAAAACCCCUCUGCGCCUCUAAUCGUUAGACUAAGAAUUCGUUUGAGGCAAGAUUCGAGAACCUCUUUUGAUAUAAUUAAGUUUAAAUAGAAGUAAGUUGUUGCCAACUUUCUUUGACCCCAAGAAACAAAGCCGCAAUUACUUAUCUUCUGCCUAUUCUGGAAUUGGAAAGGGCACGAAAAAGACAAGUGCUUGGGCCCCAAGAAAAUUACACUUAUGAAAAUAGGUAAUACGGUAUUUAAGUUUCAAAAUUGUCCUACAGAGUCGGAAACGUGCCACGUAAUUAUCUGCUUCAUCAACCAUAUGCUAUUAACAGAAAAUAUAUCAUUCUCUUUCCUUCUAAAUAAUUACUUAAUCCCCAAGGAAAAACAUAAAUAUUGACUUUGAUAUUAUUACUGAAAAUAGAUAAGAAUAGCAUCAGCACACGGUGUCAUACAACCAAAAGCACGCCUUUAUUAUUUACAUUUGCCUUUUCUUAAAGAUUUGUGUAAUCCUAGUUUGAGAAGGAAAAGGUUUUGCGGUAGGAGGAAAAAGAUAACUGAACUAUUUACUCGUAUAUUUAAAUAACUAAAAGCUAAAAUAAGGAGUAGAAAACAGACUCUUCCUGAAAACGACAAUCUCUCAUAGCAAAACCAACACUUUUAUCAAUUGGCUUUGACACGUUAUGUCUUCUCACAAUUUUGAAAGGAGAAUGAGAAGAAGGCGUAACGGAUCGAUUUCUAUAGAGGAGACUCUGUCAAUGUGGAAGACUCAUAAGCAAGAGCUUACUGCUACCAUUGAUGGUGGGAGCAAGAAAAGAAAAAGGAAAAAUCCUGCCAAAGGGUCUAAAAAAGGUUGUAUGAAAGGUAAAGGUGGACCUGAAAAUUUAGUGUGUAAAUAUAGAGGUGUUAGGCAAAGAACUUGGGGAAAGUGGGUUGCUGAAAUUAGAGAACCUGUUUAUAAUAGUAAUGAGUAUCAGAGUAAUGGCAAGAGACUUUGGCUUGGUACUUUUUCUACAGCUAUCGAAGCUGCUCGUGUCUAUGACGAGGCUGCUAAGGCGAUGUAUGGCCACAACGCUAUACUUAACUUCCCUGAUUAUUAUUGUGUACAGAAUGUUCAAUUGGCUAAUGACUCAUCGAGUGUUUCUAUUGCGCGAACUACUUCAUUGGAAUCGAGUGAAUCAUCUGUUGAAGACCCAAGAAUUGAACCUGAUUUACAAAUAGAUGAAAAGAUUAUUGUGGAUGAUCGAAGUCUUGGUGAAAGGAACUUAUGUUCUGUUAGUAGAGCUAAUGAGGUUGAAUGCCCUGUGAACGAUUCUAUGGACGAUAUAAAAGGUUUUAAUUGUAGCUCGAGAAUUGAUCCAGAGCCAAUUCUCGAGCCCACAAGUUCUUGUGUUGAAGUUGAGACACCCUCGGAGAAUGAAUUCGUGCAACAUAGAGAUUUGGAGCGCCUAGAUCACGUGAACAAAGGGUCAAAUAAUUUUCACAUAUUACACCAAGAAGAUACUGAAGUGAAGUCAAACGACAGCAUGUUUCACAAGGAUGUUUUGAGACCAAAUCAGAAUUAUAACUUUGUUGAUCAAGUAUUGCUGCCUUGUCCUCCCAUUACACCACAGGUCUAUGAUUACUCAGCGAAUACAUUACGAGAACAACCAUUGGAUUUCAGGUCAUCCGAAAAUAUGAGUGCAGAUUUUCGUUGUCAUCAAGAUGCCUUGGAGUCCUUAUUAAUGGAAGACAAUAACACAACUGAAGCAACAGCUAUAUUGAACGGGAAUAUCGAAGAAAGUUACCUGUUUCAGGCUUUCAGAGAUGAAUUAUUUGAUGUAAACAAUUUGAAGAAUGAGAAGCAGUCUGAUUAUUACAACUACAACCAACAAGUCAAUCUGCUGAAACCUCAGACAAAUGUUGCAGUUCAUUCAGAUGGAGUUAUAAACAAGGAGGAAGACUCCAAUAUCAAGGAGCCUUACAUCAAUGUUGCAGGACUUGAGGACUAUGGAACAGGGUUAGUAUGGAAGAUUUGUACAAUUUGAGUUCUGAUUUUGAUAUCUCAAGCUUUUUAGAUGAUAUUUUUUAAGGUCCAAAAAGUGACGGAUACUUUUAGGCAUUGUUGCUGUCCAAACUAGCUAUAGGAAGUUUAUAGGUUAGGAUUCAUACUUCUAUAGGAGAGGAACAACAUUGUGUGCUAGAACUAUAUCUCUUUGAAUAUGCAUUUAGUCCAUAGAAAGAUAGAUACAUGUUAUGCAAA
This is a messenger RNA of Lycium ferocissimum, 2505 nucleotides long. RefSeq lists its product as uncharacterized. The record is from RefSeq and is a predicted model, not a curated record. Gene Ontology annotation, molecular function: transcription cis-regulatory region binding; DNA-binding transcription factor activity. NCBI's taxonomy places the organism in Eukaryota, Viridiplantae, Streptophyta, Magnoliopsida, Solanales, Solanaceae. Gene Ontology annotation, cellular component: nucleus. The transcript has 2 exons. The coding region runs from base 947 to 2290 and encodes 447 amino acids. Gene Ontology annotation, biological process: positive regulation of DNA-templated transcription; response to stress.